CAGUCCUACAGUAUUACUAGACCAGCGCGCGCGCAUCCUUGCGCAAACGCACGCGAACGUGCGGAAAAACUGGUCGUAAAAAUAAAAAAAAGUGUUUCGAAAGAAGGUUGAUCCUUAAAAAGUAUUUAUUUACGAAAUUAAUGUAGUGGAGUUUUAAAUAGUUUUUAAAAAUGUGCAGUGCGAAGACAUUGUUAUAUUUGACGCCUCUUUUUUUAAUCGGAUCGCUAGAGAUAACACAAGCGGCCAGUAUUAUAUGUUACAAUGGGUCCAUAACAAAUUACAAAGAAACACCAUUGGAGGAGCCUCUCGCCAUUCUCCCAGGCUUGGCAAAAGAUCUCAAGACCGUGUUCUAUACCUUCGGUUAUCGAGGCAAAGUAAAAGGACCGGCGACGACUGCCAUGAUACAGGCUUACGUAGCUAAGAACAAGUCUAAUAUAUGCCUCCUGAACUGGGAAGGUGAAGCGGAGAGCACGCUACUUGGUACCAGGAUUGGGUAUCUGUAUGCUGUUAAUAAUGCUGUUAAGAUUGGCAAUCAACUGGGAGACGCGCUGGUGACGUUGAUCAAAGCUGGUUUGAACGUGGUCGACUUGCAAUUGAUCGCACAUUCUCUUGGAGCCCACCUUAUGGGGUAUGCUGGACGACGGGCCAGGAAACUUGGCUAUAUCAUACCAAGGUGAGUA
Molecule: messenger RNA, 680 nt
Organism: Helicoverpa armigera (cotton bollworm)
Lineage: Eukaryota; Metazoa; Arthropoda; Insecta; Lepidoptera; Noctuidae
Product: phospholipase A1
Exons: 4
Coding region: 171-677 (168 amino acids)
Biological process (GO): lipid catabolic process
Molecular function (GO): lipase activity
Source: RefSeq, a predicted model, not a curated record